Messenger RNA from Macroventuria anomochaeta, 1160 nucleotides. Its product is annotated as UreD-domain-containing protein. Gene Ontology annotation, molecular function: nickel cation binding. The record is from RefSeq and is a predicted model, not a curated record. Bases 156 to 1157 code for a protein of 333 amino acids. Lineage: Eukaryota; Fungi; Ascomycota; Dothideomycetes; Pleosporales; Didymellaceae. The transcript has a single exon.
CUUCACUUGCUCUCUACGUGUAGCUAUAGUCUUUGUUCAUUAUGUUGCCCCACACGUGACAUUGUCAUCUCUACCCAGAACAACCACCUAGGAACACGCACGUUCGGAUUGCAAGUCAAAAGAUGCUCGACUCCAACAGAAGAUAGCACCCCGCCAUGUCAUUUACCUCUCCUUUCGCCAAGUCCACGUCGAAACCCGGCCAUGGCUCCAUCAUUGUCGAGAUUCUUCCACCAAACACGCCGGUACUCAAGACUGUCUCUUACCAGUACCCUUUGAAGUUGAUCGCUCCAGAUCCUCUACCCCCACCAAACUACUCUGGGGAAACAGACACGCCUCGGCUUAUCCACAUAGUAUUUCUGUUGACCUAUGGGGGCGGUAUCGUCGCUGGAGACAGCAUAGAUUUGGACGUGCAUCUGGACCAUAAGACCCGGCUCCUGCUUCUUACCCAAGGCUCGACUAAAAUCUUCAAGACGGACGAUCCGCAAGUAGUCUCUCACCAGCGCAUGAACGUUCACCUGAAGCAUGGUGCCGCGUUGAUGUACCUGCCGGACCCGGUGCAGCCCUUCGCGCACACAGCAUUCUCACAAUCGCAAAUCUACCAUCUGGACCAAGGCCAAGGUAGCUUAUGCGUCUGCGAUUGGGUGACCAGUGGCCGCUCAGCAAGAGGCGAGAACUGGGACAUCUAUGAGUACAAGAGUCGGAAUGAAGUGUGGACUACAGAGGCCUCGGGUAAGAAGAGGCUGCUGCUCAGAGAUAACCUGAUUCUGGAUAAGCACGGACGAACAGACAUGCGCCUCUCUUCUCGCAUGGACAGGUUCUCCGUCUUUGGCACGCUCAUCGUCAGGGGGCCUGUCUUUGCAUCGCUGGCGAAGUUUUUCUUGGACGAGUUUGAGGCGCUUCCGCGCAUUGGUGGCAGGAAUUGGGGCGAUGCGGUGCAAGCGGAGCCGUCCAGCAAGGAACAACGACGUACGGAAAGGCAGAGCAGAGAAACCAAGGAUGGUGUUGUUUGGAGCGCUGCAAAUGUACGCGACUUUGUGCUGGUCAAGUUCGCGAGCAUGGAGGUAGAGGGUUCGCGGAAUUGGCUGCGGGCUAUGAUCCAGGAGGAGGGGUCUGUGUUGGAUGCAUUUGGAGAGCGAGCGCUGCUGUGUCUGAAAUAGACA